UGCGAGUGUCUUAGCGUGAAGAGUGCAGGCCGAAAAAAGAGCAAUUUCGGCAGUUGAGGUAGCGACUUUGGCGCGCCGCCACCCCCGAGCCGAGCCGCCGCCAAGCUGGAGGUCACGAGUUUCGAGGGCCCCGUCUCCGGAGGCGGCGGCCUGCCCCUCGAGCACCUCCAGCACCACCACCUGCUACCCCUGCAGGCCCUCCAGCACCCCCAGCUGCACCACCCCCUCGACGACAGCGCCACCCUGCAAACCCUCACGCCAAUGUCCACGCCGGGACAGAUGCCCGUCAACGACGUCUAUGUCCAGGCCCACGAGGGACACUACAGUUACGCCAACUACUCGGAGCAAAGAGGUGACGACUCGUGGUCAGGGGUGACGAGCAGUGCGUCCGAGUCUCUGCCCCCGUUCAACGCCGCCGCCGCCCCCUCGCCCUCUGCCCCCUCGCACCAUGCAUCUGCCUACUACACGCAGGAGGAGUCGGGCCAGAACGGGGCCCAGUCAAUGACAGAGUUGAGCGUGGCUGGGUCUGACCAGCAGCAGCAGGACUCUGCGUCCUCAGGCAGCAACCUGCAGCAGGAUCAGCCCUCCAGCUACCCUGAAGUCCACCCGGUGGACCUUUCUAGUCCGCGUCAGUUAGAUUCCAUCGACUCGUACAACCGGGACCGCCGAAGUGCUGACCAGUACAAACAGAACGGAUCACUCGACGCGGCCGAAUGGCAGUCCCCAGACGUCAAAGCCUAUGGAUAUCCUCGAUGGGCUGUUCCUUGGCCGCCACACUCGCCCCACAACCACCGCAGCUCCUACUGGGCUGACUCGGUAGAAAACACAUCAGAAUCGGGCCCUUCCAUGAUAAUUGGCUCGCUGACGCCGCCAGACAAGAUGAACGGAGAGCACCCUCACGCGUCCGGAGUGCCCAGUGCGUCCGGCACGCCAAUGUCGCACCACUUCAGCCUGACGUCGAUCGCCGGCCACGGCAUGCAGACCCCCCCGUCGCCCAUCCCCACGCCCUCCCCGCCCGUGCCCAUGGAGAGAUAUAAUAGUUCCUUACACUUCAGACCGAAAGAGCAGCGACUGACGCGUGACGCCAUGAAGCGCUACCUGAGGGAGAGGAGCGACAUGGUCAUCGUCAUCCUGCACGCAAAAGUCGCCCAGAAGUCGUACGGAAACGAGAAGAGGUUCUUCUGUCCUCCGCCCUGCAUUUACCUCUUUGGCGAGGGCUGGCGGAUGAAACAGGAGCAAAUGAUGAAGAGUGGCGAGUCAGAGCAGAGUUCGCAGUUGUGUGCGUUCAUCGGGAUCGGCAACUCGGACCAGGACAUGCAGCAGCUGGACCUGAACGGGAAGCAGUACUGCGCGGCCAAGACGCUGUUCAUUUCAGACUCGGACAAACGGAAGCACUUCAUGCUCUCAGUCAAGAUGUUCUAUGGCAACGGCCACGACAUCGGUGUCUUUCACAGCAAACGCAUCAAGGUCAUUUCCAAGCCAUCCAAGAAGAAACAAUCGCUCAAAAACGCCGACCUGUGCAUAGCCAGCGGUACCAAAGUUGCUCUGUUCAACCGACUGAGAUCUCAGACUGUCAGCACUAGGUAUCUGCACGUGGAAAACGGAAACUUCCACGCCAGCUCAACGCAGUGGGGAGCAUUCACCAUUCACCUUUUGGAUGACAACGAAUCCGAAUCAGAGGAAUUCACGGUGAAGGACGGUUACAUUCACUACGGCUCGACCGUAAAGUUGGUGUGCAGCGUGACGGGCAUGGCGCUGCCCAGGCUGAUAAUUCGCAAGGUGGACAAGCAGAUGGCCCUUCUGGACGCCGACGACCCUGUCUCGCAGCUGCACAAAUGUGCCUUUUACAUGAAGGACACCGAGAGGAUGUACCUGUGUCUGUCCCAAGAAAGGAUAAUCCAAUUCCAAGCGACCCCGUGUCCGAAAGAGCCAAACAAGGAGAUGAUCAACGACGGUGCUUCGUGGACAAUAAUCAGCACGGACAAGGCGGAAUACCAAUUCUUCGAGGGGAUGGGACCUGUCAGGGCGCCGGUCACGCCAGUCCCUCUCGUCUCCACCCUCCACUUGAACGGAGGCGGAGACGUGGCGAUGCUGGAGCUCACGGGCGAGAACUUCACUCCUAAUUUGAAGGUCUGGUUCGGCGACGUGGAGGCUGAGACCAUGUACCGGUGUCAGGAGAGCAUGUUGUGCGUCGUUCCUGAGAUUUCCGCCUUCCGAGGAGAGUGGCUCUGGGUUCGACAGCCCACUCAGGUUCCAGUGACAUUAGUGAGAAACGACGGGAUUAUCUACGCGACGGGGCUGACGUUCACGUACACGCCCGAGCCGGGCCCGCGGCCGCACUGCACGGCCGCGGAAGAAAUCCUGCGGCCGAAUUCUCACCUGGGACGGCCGCCGCCGCUGAGCAUGUCCUCGUUCGAGUCGCAGGCGGCGGUGCAAGGGGGCUUGUGAAAGGGGACACUCACCGUGUUUGUAUAGUGACGGAACAUGUACUUAAGUGCUGGAAGAAAUAUCUUUUGUUUCACGCUCUAGUUUUGUGAAUUUGGAUAGUGUUAUAUUCAUACAUAGCUAUUCUUUGAUACACACACACACACAAACAAAUAUAAUUUUAUUUAUUAUUUUAAUUAAAGCGCUAUGAUCCAUUCAAUAUUGUACAGCUCUGUGAUUUUCCGAAAUAAUGCCGCAAUAUUUUCGUUAAUUACUCAAUUUUUUGUUCCAUAGUGGCCAGAGGAAUAAAUAAAUAAAAAUAAGUGGAUUAAAUCGAGUUCGAAAUGUUCAGGGUACAUUUUAAUUUUAGCGCUUACGAUGGAAACUGGCCAUUCGACUAAUUUUUAAGCUCCGGAAUGAAUGAAAGAUGCGCGCUGUCAGUGUGAGAGAGAGCAACUUUCGGCCUGGCCGACACGAGAAAUUGGAUAAACCAAAGAGAUUGUGAAAUUUAAUCGCGGAUAAUAAAAUAAUACAGUUACAUCAAAUUCACUAACAGCUUUGAGAAUAAAAGUGCAUAUUGCUUAAA
Messenger RNA from Cloeon dipterum, 3010 nucleotides. RefSeq names its product recombining binding protein suppressor of hairless (gene Su(H)). The transcript has 13 exons. Gene Ontology annotation, cellular component: nucleus. Lineage: Eukaryota; Metazoa; Arthropoda; Insecta; Ephemeroptera; Baetidae. Gene Ontology annotation, biological process: regulation of transcription by RNA polymerase II. Bases 262 to 2448 code for a protein of 728 amino acids. The record is from RefSeq and is a predicted model, not a curated record. Gene Ontology annotation, molecular function: DNA-binding transcription activator activity, RNA polymerase II-specific; RNA polymerase II cis-regulatory region sequence-specific DNA binding.